This is a messenger RNA of Gastrolobium bilobum, 939 nucleotides long. Its product is annotated as protein OXIDATIVE STRESS 3-like. The record is from RefSeq and is a predicted model, not a curated record. NCBI's taxonomy places the organism in Eukaryota, Viridiplantae, Streptophyta, Magnoliopsida, Fabales, Fabaceae. Bases 295 to 831 code for a protein of 178 amino acids. The transcript is spliced from 2 exons.
UAGGAUAGAAUAUUAUAAUUUUUAUAUAAAAACAAACAAUGAUAUCCAGUUGAUUGGUAUUCUUAUAUAAAAGAUCACACACAAUUUUUUUUUUUUCUGUUAUAGAUAAUUGCUCCACACAGUUGAUAUCAUAUGUAAUCAAAUUUGUGGAAUUCAUAUGCAGAUAAGCUUCCGCAACGAAGGCCUAUUCCAUUUCACAAAGCAGAGAGGAAAUCUUAUUCAUCUUUCUUAUCCUUUUAUUUUCCUCCUUCUUGACACAUAACAGGCGAGAAGGCGAAUCAAGUUUUUCUAGAAAUGAAUGUGAAAGGAAUCAUGGAUGGAACUGGAGCUGGGAACAUCAAUUGGGUUGUUAAGGAAGAUAUCAAUCUCAAUCGUGAUGUCUGUGAUUCAAUAUCCAUUGGAUCUAACUCAGAAGAUUCAAUGAACUCUGUGUGUUCAUCUUCUUCAUCAGAGUUGGCUGAGGAUGCAUCCUCUUUGUCAACCUCAUCUUCAUCAUCACAUUCAAAUAGCCCUUUAUAUGAACUAUCAGAGCUCAUGAACCAUCUUCCUUUAAAGAGAGGAUUGUCUAUGUUUUAUCAAGGGAAGGCACAGUCUUUUACUUCAUUAGCAAGGGUGCAGAGCAUAGAAGAUCUUCCUAAGAAAGACACACCCUACAGAAAGAAAAUGAAGUCAUGCAAAAGCUACGGGGGAGGCUUGGAUAGACACAGAAUAUCGUACACUCCAAAGGCUACAAUAUCAAAGAAAACUUCAAGAAGACCUUUUGUAUCUGUAUUGAGAGGGAGUUUCCUGGGAGAGUCUAGACCUUUUUUUCCUGUACACAAGAACUUUUGAAAUCCAACCUUGUCAGAACUUGUUUAUUUCAUGCACAAAAUGGGGAAAAUUUUGAAUCCCUCACUUUCAGCUUCUGAGAUAAAGUAAUACUAUUAAUUUUUCCACAGA